ACCAGGGGCCCAUACAACUUGCCGCCCCUGAGUAACCAUGAGCAGAGCUGUGCUUGCCAGAUUGUCUCCUGGGGUCUCGUUUUCUGAGAACUGAUUUGAGAAAACAACUCUGGUAAAUCAGCUCCAAGCUGUUUUCCUGUCAGUGGAGUCCACUGACCAAGUAACGGCCUCCUACAGCCCAUGGGCGUGACCCCAUAUAGAAAGUGAAAGGGAAACAGUUUAACUGUGUCAGAUAGAGUCUGAAACCAUGUAAACAUCUGACUUUUCCGUGAAAGCCCCACGGCUGCGGUGGACGGCGUACAGGCUGCAGGGACCAGCGGACUCUGAAGGAAGAAUACACGUUGGGUCUCCGAGCUGAAUCAGCAGCCCCAAGGUCAGACAGAGGGGAGAGCGUCUGGGAGUGGAACAAUGGCCGGGUCAGAUGACACCAUUGAGAUGCCGGCUCUGGGCCGCCCGUUCCAGCUGGGGAUGCUGUAUGACUGCCGCAAAGACUCGCUCAUCACAGGGAUCACGCUGUGGGGCCUGGAACAGCUUCUCAAGGAUGUAAACACAAAACCACAACCCUGGACUAACUAUGAGAUCAUCGCAUCUGACACCAUUGAAGACAAGGCCAGUGCCCUCAAUGUCACAGCAUCGCUGAAGGCCAGUUUCCUGGGGGGGUUGAUUGAAGUAAGUGGAUCUGCCAAAUACUUAAAUGACACCAAAAAAUCCAAACAACAGGCCAGAGUUACUCUCCAGUACUCUGCCACAACAAAGUUUGAGCACCUAACUAUGAGCCAUUUAGGACCAAAGAAUGUCUCUUAUCCUGCUGUAUUUGACCAAGGCACGGCCACCCAUGUGGUCACGGCUGUGCUGUACGGGGCUCAGGCUUUCUUCGUGUUUGAUCGGGAAGUUUCUUCUUCUGAGAAUGUACGUGAGAUAGAGGGAAAGCUCCAGAUUGCAAUUAAAAAGAUACCCCUGUUUUCCGUAGAAGGGGAAGGAGCUGUCAAAAUGGAUGACAAGGAAAAAUUAAAUGCUGAAAAUUUUAACUGCAAGUUCCAUGGUGAUUUUGCUCUUGAGAGAAAUCCAACUAAUUUCCAAGAUGCCAUGAAAAUUUAUUCCACCCUCCCCAAGCUGCUGGGUGCCAGCGGGGAGAAGGCCGUACCAGUGAGAGUCUGGCUGUACCCGCUGACCAAGCUGGAUUCCAGACCCUCCUGGGAAGCCUGUAACAGCUACUGUAGAUUCAUCAGCCAUCACGCUCACCUGGGAGAGUCCAACUGUGGUUGGAGAAGGAGUCAUUAUAAGUGA
Messenger RNA from Chrysemys picta bellii (western painted turtle), 1287 nucleotides. Lineage: Eukaryota; Metazoa; Chordata; Testudines; Emydidae. The record is from RefSeq and is a predicted model, not a curated record.